Xyrauchen texanus (razorback sucker) is the source of this 1405-nucleotide messenger RNA. It is a transcript of the gene cpa5, whose product is annotated as carboxypeptidase A5. Lineage: Eukaryota; Metazoa; Chordata; Actinopteri; Cypriniformes; Catostomidae. The record is from RefSeq and is a predicted model, not a curated record. Gene Ontology annotation, biological process: proteolysis. The coding region runs from base 69 to 1325 and encodes 418 amino acids. Gene Ontology annotation, molecular function: metallocarboxypeptidase activity; zinc ion binding. The transcript is spliced from 11 exons.
UAACCACGCGUGACUGUAGUAUAUAAAGGGUGGUGCUAACUGUGAAAAGUUCUACUCCAUGCAGCAAGAUGAGGGGGCUACUGGUUCUAACUGCUCUGUUUGUUGCCGUUUUUGGCAAAGAAACCUUUGAGGGACACCAGGUUCUUCGUAUCACUGCAAAUAAUGAGGCUCAGAUCACUCUCCUGAAGGAGCUCUCUGAACAAGGACAUCUUGGGAUGGAUUUCUGGUUGGAGCCCAUUCGUGAGUCUCUGCCCAUUGAUGUUCGUGUCCCCUUCAACAGUCUCCAGGCUGUCAGAGCUUUCCUGGCAUACAAUCACAUAGAGUAUCGUGUCAUGAUUGAGGAUGUUCAGAAUUUGUUGGAUGAGGAGCAACGACAGAUGAUGAAAUCUCAUGUUCUUCCAAGAACCACAGAUGAUUUUGACUACACCAACUACCAUGACCUGAACACUAUUUACUCAUUCAUGGAUAUGCUUGUGGCAGAGAACAGUGAUCUGGUUAGCAAAAUUGUGAUCGGUCAGAGCUAUGAGGGUCGCCCCUUGAACGUCCUGAGGUUCAGCACUGGAGCGAACCAUCCUGGUAUGUGGCUUGACACUGGCAUCCACUCCAGAGAAUGGGUCACCCAGGCCAGUGGAGUCUGGUUUGCCAAGAAGAUUGUGACCGACUAUGGACGUGACCCUGCCCUUACCGACAUUCUUAACAAUUACGAUAUUUACUUGGAGAUUGUAACCAACCCUGACGGCUACCAACACACCCAGACUAAAGACCGUAUGUGGCGUAAAACCAGAAAGCCAAACCCUGGCUCCAGCUGUGUUGGAGUUGACCCCAACAGGAACUGGGAUGCUGGCUUUGGAGGGGCAGGUUCCAGCAGCAGUCCUUGCACCGAGACCUACCGUGGACCUAGUGCUCACUCUGAGCCAGAGGUCAAGGCCAUUGUAGACUUUGUGAAAUCUCAUGGCAACCUCAAGUCCUUCGUGUCCAUUCACAGCUAUUCCCAGAUGCUCCUCUAUCCAUACGGAUACACUCACACUCCUGCCAAAGACCAGGCAGAACUGCAUGAACUUGCCAGGAAGGCUAUCACUGAACUGCAGUCUUUGUAUAAUACUCGCUACACAUAUGGCAGCAUCAUUACCACAAUCUACCAAGCCAGUGGAGGCACUAUCGACUGGACAUACGAACAGGGCAUCAAAUAUUCCUACACCUUUGAGCUGAGAGACACUGGCCGCUAUGGUUUUAUCCUGCCUGCCAAUCAGAUCGUCCCCACUGCUGAGGAGACCUGGCUGGCCUUGAUGGCCAUCAUGGAGCACACCAAGAACAAUCCAUAUUAAACAUAAAAUUGAAUUUCACCAGUGAGUCAAAGUGUAUGAAAGAAUAUGAAUACAAAAUAAAAAAAAGAACCACAGUCUGA